GAAUGGAGCCACCUUAGCAGUAGCAGUACGACCGACAUCACCCACCGGCCUCACUGCAACACCGGUCUCAGAAACCCUCUCCUCCCCUCCCUCAGGUUUUGCCACCCCACGAUCCCGACAUUCCACCAGCCCAACUCCUUACCAUUCACUAACCCUUCACUCUCGUCAACCCCAGCCAUGGCAACCCUUCGAUCUCACCACCUCUUUCUCUUGCUCCUCCAUCAUGGCCUCACUGUUUGCUCCGCUGUAGCUGCCUUUUCCCCAAAAGACAACUUCUUGAUCAACUGUGGAGCUAAUGCAACUGUUACGUCGGCCGACGGCCGAGCAUUUCGGCCCGACACGUCAGGUGAAGUCUCAUCCUUCGUUCUGUCACCCAUCUCUCACGACGUGGUUCAAGUCAGCUCAUCCGAUGUCUACGGAAGUGCUCGUGUCUUUAGAGAAGCAACUGCGUAUAGGUUCAGCAUCAAACAGAAGGGUAGACAUUUCUUGAGGCUGCAUUUCCAACCCAUAAGGAGCUCCCUGUACGACAUGAAAUCUGCUUCCUUUUCGGUCAAGGCCAAUGAGUACACCCUGCUUCACAAUUUUUCUUGUUCAAGGUUGGAUCUUUGCAGAUCUGCUGUAGUGAAAGAAUACAUAAUCGAAGUGGGUUUGGUUCUGAAACAGCUAUCUGUCAUGGUGACUCCUUCGAAUGGCUCCAUCGCGUUCAUCAAUGCCAUCGAAGUUGUAUCAGUGCCUGGUAAUUUGGUCCCUUCUGUUGCAUCCCCUGUUCCUCCAGGGCCUGGUGUCGAGAUUUCAGCUCGUACAGGCUUCGAGACUGCAUAUAGGAUCAAUGUGGGUGGUCCAGUUUUGGAUUCGAGGAACGACACCUUGUGGAGAGUUUGGGAGGAUGAUCGGCCAUUCCUGGUCAUUUCAGCUUCGGUGCACAGCAUCUCAACUGAUCCGGAUUCAAUCAGAUAUCCAUCUGAAGUACCGCAGUAUAUAGCACCGAGCUUGGUAUAUGCCACAGCACAAGAAAUGGCAGAUGCAAAUGUUGGUAACCAGAAGUUCAACAUCUCCUGGGUGUUUAACAUCGAAUUGGGAUUUAUGUAUCUGGUGAGACUGCAUUUUUGUGAUUUUUUGAGCAAGUCGGCAAGAAACCUUCUGUUCAAUGUCUAUAUCAACAAUCAGUCUGUACUAAGCUCAUUUGACAUAUCGGGGAAAAAAGGGUUUCUGACUGCUUACUUUGUGGAUUUCAUCGUCGAUGUCCAAAUGGAUUCAGAUAGGAGGAUCCUCGUUCAAAUUGGUCCUCCUGAGCUGAUGAACUUCCCACCUGAUGCAAUUCUCAAUGGCCUUGAGAUCUUCAAACUUAGUGAUUCGGACGACAAUUUUGAUGUGAAUCAUAUGGUGCAUUCUAUUGAUGUUGAGUUGACAAAAAAGCAAAAGAAUGAAGCACUUGUUACUGCAUCAUCAUGUUUUCUAGGACUUAUGUUUCUAAUCAUCAUUGUUGUAGUGAUCUUAUUGUGCCUCAGGGGUCGAAGGAAUGCUAAGAAGCCAACUUUGGCAUCGUUCCCUUCAACCAUUGCUCCGACCACCCACGUGGGCAACUCACACACAAAGGUCUCUACUCGUAGCUAUGCUUCAUCAGGCCCGUCUCUUGGUAUAGGCCAGCUACUAGCCUUCUCAGAGAUACAAGAAGCAACCAAGAACUUUGAUGAGAGCUUGGUUGUAGGUAUUGGUGGCUUUGGAAAGGUGUACAAAGGAGUGUUAGAAAAUGGGCUUGUGGUGGCAGUAAAACGGGGAAACCCCCGAUCCCAGCAAGGUUUGGUUGAGUUUAGGACGGAGAUCGAGAUGUUAUCCAAGCUUCGUCAUCGCCACCUGGUUUCCCUCAUAGGUCACUGCCAUGAAGCCAACAAUAUGGUGCUUGUUUAUGAGUUCAUGGCUGGAGGUCCCCUGCGCAAGCACUUAUAUGGCUCAGGUCUUCCAGCCCUCUCAUGGAAACAAAGGCUUGAGAUCUGCAUUGGAGCAGCGAAAGGUCUUCAUUAUCUUCACACAGGAGCUGCCGAGAAUAUAAUACAUCGAGAUGUUAAGACAACGAAUAUUCUCCUCGACGAGAAUCUUACUGCCAAGGUUGCUGAUUUUGGCUUAUCUAAGAUGGGACCUACACUAGACCAAACUCAUGUGAGCACGGCGGUGAAGGGAAGCUUUGGCUAUCUUGAUCCUGAGUAUUUCAGAAGGCAGCAACUAACGGAAAAAUCAGAUGUAUACUCUUUUGGAGUGGUUCUCCUGGAGGUGUUGUGCGCUAGGCCUGCAAUCAAUCCAGCACUUCCUCGAGAUCAGGUUAACAUAGUGGAGUGGGCAAUGAAUUGGCAAAAGCGAGGUCUGCUAGAGCAUAUAAUCGAUCCUCAUCUUGCAAGGACUGUUAGUCCAGACUCUCUGCGGAAGUUCAGUGGAACAGCUGAGAAGUGCUUAGCAGAACAUGGUAUCGACAGGCCAUCCAUAGGGGAUGUGUUAUGGAAUUUGGAAUAUUCACUUCAACUCCAAGAAACUUUUUUAGGUGUAAUCGGCGACGGAAGCAGCAGUAACUGUAUCCCAGACCUUCGUGAAUGGAUACCACAAGUAGACAUUGCACAACAUGAUGUCAGUGUUUCCAGUGAUGCAACUGAUGUAGCAACAAGCAGAGUGUUCUCGCAGCUGAUGAAUCCAAAGGGAAGAUAGGUAAUUUGCAGGGUCAUGGACGACGUUGUUUCUCGCAUGUUGGAUUGAAGAUUUUAGUCAGUAAGUUGUGUAAUUGAUGAUGCAGCAAAACUUGCUCGGGAUGAUAAGUUGUUUGUUGAUGUAGAAGAAACAUUGACAUAUGCUCGAAGAAUUUGUUGUAAAGGCUUGAUUUCAUUCGAUGAGGUAAUGCAAAUGUUUAAAUCAUGUACAUAUAUCAUAGUGAUUGAU
Molecule: messenger RNA, 2922 nt
Organism: Musa acuminata AAA Group (dessert banana)
Lineage: Eukaryota; Viridiplantae; Streptophyta; Magnoliopsida; Zingiberales; Musaceae
Product: receptor-like protein kinase THESEUS 1
Exons: 2
Coding region: 178-2694 (838 amino acids)
Biological process (GO): protein autophosphorylation
Cellular component (GO): plasmodesma; plasma membrane
Molecular function (GO): ATP binding; transmembrane receptor protein tyrosine kinase activity
Source: RefSeq, a predicted model, not a curated record